AUGGGCAAGAAGCUCACGAUCGAGAUCGCCUUCACUUACAGGGAGGAUGAUGAUGGCAAUUCCGUGCCUCUGCCAAGAAGAUCCGAAAAGAGAGGACGUCUGAACGUGAGGCGUACAUUGUGGUGGAGGAAGGAACGCGUAUACGAGCUCAUGCGAUGUAAUAUCCGCUCGUGUGCGCAUAAGUCUGACUGGUGCUGGGAGGACCCGAAAGACAAUAAGCAUUACAAACUCAGGACCCCGCACCUAGAACCGCUUAUCGACUAUGUCGAUGAGGGUGACAUCCUAGACGGUCAUGACGAUAUUCCUGGUGAUAUUCGUCAAGACCUAAUCCUGGAAAGUCAGACAGGAAGAAAAUCGAAAAAAAAAUUGAUGCGUCAACAACGGGGGUACCAUAAUUCACGAAACGGUGGUGCGCCCACGAUUACUUCAUCUCUACCCAGGCCCUUAUCUGGGGAGCGGCUAAUGAUUGCCGGGCCUCUUGAAACAGCUGUGAGAGAAUACUGCAAAUGGCUGGAGUCACUUGCAAUUGAGGAGGCGUACAAAGCUGAUUUCCGCAACAUUUGCCAGGUGAUCUUGGAGAAUUAUCUAGAUCUUGAACUGAUUCUCGAGGAUCCAGACUCUGACUUCUUCGUUCAGCGCGGGAUUCGAAUUGGGACUGCUGGAUUCCUACGUGACAUAAAACAAUGGGCCACUGCGAAGAAAUCAAACGGACCACUUGACCAGACCGCUGAAUCAUCUCUCGGCGGUGCCCAAUUGAUUUAA
Messenger RNA from Penicillium manginii, 762 nucleotides. RefSeq lists its product as uncharacterized. NCBI's taxonomy places the organism in Eukaryota, Fungi, Ascomycota, Eurotiomycetes, Eurotiales, Aspergillaceae. The coding region runs from base 1 to 762 and encodes 253 amino acids. The record is from RefSeq and is a predicted model, not a curated record. The transcript has 3 exons.